AUGAAGUCCGUUGUGAUCAUCGCCCUUCUCGUCGUUGCCGCCUUCGCCCAAUACCAAACCAGCCAAUACGGGUACGGCCAAAACCAGCAGUACCAGACAACCCGCGGUUACACCAAUCAGAACCAGCAGUACCCAUACAACACGCAAUCGCAGCAAUACAAUCAGCAAUACGGACAGACGACACCAAACUACAACAGCCAAUACGGCUACUCGUCGACUCAGGGACGAUUCUUCGAUCCGGCGUUCAAUUCGGUCUCCAAAGCUUCGGCCAUCGUCUCGCUGUUCGCCGCCGCCGCGGCUCUCUUGUAA
Caenorhabditis bovis is the source of this 309-nucleotide messenger RNA. NCBI's taxonomy places the organism in Eukaryota, Metazoa, Nematoda, Chromadorea, Rhabditida, Rhabditidae. The record is from the annotation of a GenBank genome assembly.